Messenger RNA from Pelmatolapia mariae (spotted tilapia), 852 nucleotides. Its product is annotated as activator of 90 kDa heat shock protein ATPase homolog 1-like. Bases 152 to 640 code for a protein of 162 amino acids. The record is from RefSeq and is a predicted model, not a curated record. Gene Ontology annotation, molecular function: protein-folding chaperone binding; ATPase activator activity. Lineage: Eukaryota; Metazoa; Chordata; Actinopteri; Cichliformes; Cichlidae. The transcript has 6 exons.
CUAGGGUCAAACAAGCUUAUCGGAUGAGAGGUGAAACGUCUUCAAGCAACUUAAAGAAGUCCAGACGCUUUUCUUUCCAAGCUCCUUAGACUACAAUGACCUGGAUGACUGAGAACCUUUACAGACACGUUUUCUGGUAACAGCUGCAGGGAUGUCCUGCAGGGGAGUGAAGUUCAGAGGAACUAUUGAUGUGUCCAACCUGUCUGACGAGAAUGACGAGGAUGACCUGGAUAUCUGCGUGGCUCUCUGUAAAGACCAGCCCAACACACCUCUCCUGGAACUCAUGAAGACCUCCGGCGUCCAGGAGGUUCGCAGGGUUCUGGGCGAGUAUGUCCGGCGGCUCAAAUCAGGAUCCCAGAUGGUGGACAGUUGCUGUGGGGGGAAAUUCCAGUUGCUGGACGGGAGCAUCAGUGGACAGUUCACACAGCUGGUGCCAGACAAGAGGAUUGACAUGAAGUGGCGGUUCAGGACAUGGCCCAGCAACCACUAUGCCUCCGUGAGCCUAGAGCUGGAUGAUCGAGGAGACGACACAGAACUGAGGUUGGAGUGCCGAGGAGUCCCUUUAGGAGAAGAGGACUCCACCAGAGAGGGCUGGACCCGCUUCUACUUCCGGGCCAUCAAGCAGACAUUUGGAUACUGAGAGACUCCAAACCCUGGAACUCAUCUGACAGACUGAGAGGAGGUGGUGGUUAGAAUGAACUGUUAAAGGAACAGCAACACAAUUCCUGUAUCAAGGAGGCACCAUGUGACUCCCAGACUAAAAGGAACAAUGUACCCAAGAGGUUCCAAUCAAAGAGUUUAAAAUCUUCUUUUAAGCUUUGACUUGGGAUGUUAAUAAACAACUUCUCUCCA